This is a messenger RNA of Sebastes umbrosus (honeycomb rockfish), 802 nucleotides long. It is a transcript of the gene eloca, whose product is annotated as elongin C paralog a. Gene Ontology annotation, molecular function: protein-macromolecule adaptor activity. The coding region runs from base 159 to 497 and encodes 112 amino acids. NCBI's taxonomy places the organism in Eukaryota, Metazoa, Chordata, Actinopteri, Perciformes, Sebastidae. The record is from RefSeq and is a predicted model, not a curated record. Gene Ontology annotation, biological process: ubiquitin-dependent protein catabolic process. The transcript has 4 exons. Gene Ontology annotation, cellular component: elongin complex.
AUCAUCACAUUCCACGGAAGACAUUUAUCGCGGACGGAUCGGGUGUUCACACAAACUAGUUCCGGGUAUCAACAAGCCUGGUGGCUAACAUUAGCUGAAACACAAAACCUCCACUCCACUUUCUCCUACAGAAAGGGUAAACAGAUUUCCAGAACAGGAUGGACGGUGAAGAGAGAACCUACGGCGGCUGUGAAGGGCCAGAUGCCAUGUAUGUGAAGUUGAUCUCUUCAGAUGGCCAUGAAUUUAUUGUGAAAAGAGAACAUGCCUUGACAUCUGGGACUAUCAAAGCCAUGUUAAGCGGACCAGGUCAGUUUGCUGAAAAUGAAACCAACGAAGUGAACUUCAGGGAGAUUCCAUCUCAUGUCCUGUCCAAGGUCUGCAUGUACUUCACCUACAAGGUCCGUUACACCAACAGCUCCACAGAAAUCCCCGAAUUCCCCAUCGCCCCGGAGAUCGCACUGGAACUGCUCAUGGCUGCCAACUUUUUGGAUUGCUAAAGUUACAUUUGAAAUAAUGUUGCAGCUUUGAAAAAAGUUUUAGAUUUUUGUUGAAAUAUUUAAAUUGUUUUGCCAUUUACUUAUAUGAAACAUGAAUAUAAGUAUGUAUGUCACCAUUUUUUUUUUUUUUUUUUGCACCUUGCGUUCUGUCAUAAUUUUAUUAGUAUUAAAGGAUUCAUUUUAAUGUAAUAAAUGGAGAUGGCAGGCUGCAUCACUUGCCACAGAAUGUGAUAAUAAAUCUGCCCCCACCGCAUAAAUGUUUCCUCACCUCUCCAGAUGAAUAAAGACCUGUUUGGUGAGCACAC